Doryrhamphus excisus (bluestripe pipefish) is the source of this 1881-nucleotide messenger RNA. RefSeq names its product annexin A13-like. NCBI's taxonomy places the organism in Eukaryota, Metazoa, Chordata, Actinopteri, Syngnathiformes, Syngnathidae. Gene Ontology annotation, molecular function: calcium ion binding; calcium-dependent phospholipid binding; phosphatidylserine binding. Gene Ontology annotation, cellular component: plasma membrane; nucleus; vesicle membrane. The record is from RefSeq and is a predicted model, not a curated record.
GGCUGAGUCUCUGCAGGAUCAUCCCGCCAGACCUGACACUCCUUUUCAUUUUCUCACACGCAUCCGAACACACAACAAACCAGACAAAUCAGACAUUCUUGUUGUGUUAAUAACAACACAAUCAGGAGCAUCAUGGGUAACGUGCAGCCCACAAUAGUCCCAUUUGAGGACUUUGAUACGACAACCGACAUCAAGGCUAUUAGACAAGCGUGCAAAGGUUUAGGUACCGAUGAGGAGGCCAUUAUUCAAAUCUUGGCCAAUCGCUCUGCAGCCCAACGUCUGGAGAUCAAGCAAGCUUAUUUUGAAAAGUACGACGACGAGUUAGAGGAGGUCCUGAAAAAGGAGUUGACUGGUAACUUGGAGAACGCCAUCAUGGCCAUGUUGGACCCUCCCCAUGUGUACUUCGCCAAGGAACUGAGGAAGGCCAUGAAGGGGGCGGGGACGGACGAAGCAGUGCUGGUUGAGAUCCUGUGCACGGCUACUAAUGAGGACAUCAUCGCCUACAGGGAGGCCUAUGCCCAGGUGAAUGAACGUGACCUAGAGGCCGAUAUUGAGGAUGACACCAGUGGAGAUGUGAGGAACCUUCUCAUCUCGCUGAUGCAGGCCAGCAGAGAUGAGGGCUACGAGGUGGAUGAGGAUUUAGCCGAACAGGACGCCACAUCUUUGUUUGAGGCAGGAGAAGGCAUGUUUGGCACGGACGAGUCCACCUUCAGCCACAUCUUGGCACAGAGGAACUACAUGCAGCUUCAGGCCACUUUUAAGGCCUAUGAGGCGCUUUCAGGGACAGAUAUUUUGGACACAAUUGACUCAGAGGCCACAGGAACUCUAAAGGACUGUUACAUCACUCUCGUAAGGUGUGCCAAGAACCCGCAGCUGUACUUCGCCCGGCGUCUUAACGCUGCUAUGAAAGGAAUCGGUACUGAUGAGGACACACUCAUCCGCAUCAUUGUGGGUCGCUCUGAGAUUGACCUUGAGACGGUGAAGGACAUGUACCUGGAGAAGUACGACGUCACCCUAAAAGACGCCUUGGAUUCGGAGUGCGGCGGCGACUUCAAGCGUCUCCUGCUGGAGAUCUUGCAUUAAAACACUUUUCUCCAUCACUUGCCUUAUUUAUCCUCCUUUCUACCUCCUCCAAGCACUCCAUCUAUGUAUUUCACUCCUCUCCUGUGUGUACUUACUCACUCUCCUCGCUGUCAUGUACUCCGAAUUAGCCGUGUGUCCACUGAUACGUCUCUAAUGUCUCUGCAGCAUGGACCAAAAAGCAAAAAUGUUAACUGCUGUUUAGAGUUUUUUCCCAAGAUGAUUACAUUCAGUGGAAACUUCCUUACUGCCGUAGUUCACUGGCUUUUAACAACAUGGAGGACAGGGACCAUGCAAACUCACUCAUACAUGAAUUACAUUUCUCCAACACUUUCACAUUUCAUUGCUUGACGUUGCUUGACGUUUCAUCCUUUCAUUUACUCUUUGCCUCAAAGAUGCCUUUUCCUAUAGUAUGCAAAUGAUUUACAGCUGCAACGCUCAACACAUAAGUGCCGAAAGACCAUCAUCAUACUUGCCCUUGACAUGACACUUACCCAGUUGUAUCCUUUUGUUAUGAAUUCACUGUACUGGACAACACCCCCCCCCCCCUCCCCAUUAACAUUCACUACACUCACGUAACAUGGAGAUCAUGUGUGCAUUUAGGACAAUUUUGCUUAUACAAGACUUGAAUGUUGCUCACUGAUGUGUUUAGCAAUUGUGUGCUAAUGUAAGGCAAAGAUGAUAGCGGCUGCUGUAAUAGACUAAUGUAAUGCACUACUAGACUAUAUAAAGGGUGUUGGUGUAAUCCAUUGAUGCAAGAAGCGGUAUACACGUGCAAAGAAAAUAAAAACUGAUAGCUAA